AUGUCCAACGUCACUGUGAAAAGCCCGGAAGGACGUAUUGAAAGUAUCGGUGAUAACGGUUCCAUCCAAUACGAAGAGAAGGACCGGAAGGAGCGACGUAGGCGCCAAAACCGACUGAAUCAACAAACAUGGCGCGAACGGCAGCGGAUAAAGAAAGAGGCUGCUCUUCUAGCAGAGAAGCGCGCCUUGCAGGAGCACGAAGAUCAAGUGGUAGCGGGUCUGACCCUGGCGCCAAUUAACCCGAUGCAGACGCAGCAGCCUCUUCCACCGGCCGACCUCACAAGAUUAAUAUCCAUGCUUUCGACUGAGGAGGCUUUAAGACUCCGCGGACUAAUAGAGUCAAAUCGUUCUUGUUGUGUGCUACCCCAUCCUCAUAUCUAUCGCCUGUUAGCUGUCUUCGAGGCAGCGGCCUAUCAGAGCUAUGCCGGCAACCCCCAGGCCGAUCACCUUCUCACAUUGGGCAAGUUGAAUGUAUUUCGUGCCUUUGUACGUAACAUCGCGGUGCUGGUAUACAGUCGGGAAUGGAUGACGGACGAUGCUAUCUCGCGCUUUAGUAUUAGUGGGCCCUCUCCCUCGCAGGUCCUGCCGGAGCAGAAUCUGCCCUUCAGUCUGCGCCCGACACAACUACAACACAGCCAGCCUCAUCAUCCUUGGUUAGACUUCUUUCCCUUCGCGCGACUAAGGGAUAAUCUCAUUCAGAAUGAGAAUGACAUGGAUGAUUCUCAAUUCUGUCGCGAUCUUAUGGGCUUCUGGACGAUGCCCCAGGAGGAUACGUGCGUGUUUGUCUGGGGCGAUCCAUGGAAUCCGAUGAACUGGGAAAUCACCGAAGCAUUUCUGCGCAAGUGGGGGUGGCUCUUAGAGGGAUGUCCCGAGAUCUUCUGGUCCACCAACUAUUGGCGGCAGCUACGGGGAGAGAAGCGCCUGAACAGGAGGGCCACCCUUGAUGUACCCACAAUAGGAGUGGUGUAA
This is a messenger RNA of Aspergillus tubingensis, 969 nucleotides long. Its product is annotated as DUF3425 domain-containing protein. NCBI's taxonomy places the organism in Eukaryota, Fungi, Ascomycota, Eurotiomycetes, Eurotiales, Aspergillaceae. Bases 1 to 969 code for a protein of 322 amino acids. The transcript has 2 exons. The record is from RefSeq and is a predicted model, not a curated record.